Osmia bicornis bicornis is the source of this 2190-nucleotide messenger RNA. It is a transcript of the gene mh, whose product is annotated as DNA-dependent metalloprotease dvc-1. The transcript is spliced from 5 exons. Gene Ontology annotation, cellular component: nucleus. The coding region runs from base 316 to 2172 and encodes 618 amino acids. NCBI's taxonomy places the organism in Eukaryota, Metazoa, Arthropoda, Insecta, Hymenoptera, Megachilidae. Gene Ontology annotation, molecular function: single-stranded DNA binding; polyubiquitin modification-dependent protein binding; metalloendopeptidase activity. Gene Ontology annotation, biological process: DNA repair. The record is from RefSeq and is a predicted model, not a curated record.
UCACCAUAUUUCUAUAUAAAGUUCAGUUCACGCGAUAGUUAACAUACACAUGUCAAAUUUAAAUGCUCUAAAAUGACAGUUUUACUAUUUCCAAAUGUGCUAAUUUCAGUUCAAUUGUAGACGUUAAUUUGAAUGUUAUUGUUACGUUAAGUAAUUUGUUGUGUAUAAUAAUAAAACUUUUUUAAAGUUAGUAGAUUUCUUCUUUGUUACAUAUAUAAAUACAUCAUUUUUAGUUACAAUCUGUAUAUAUUUUUCAGCAUAUAAAUAGUGUUGAUGGUAUAUUUUUAAAGAAUUAUUAGUACCUAUUCAUAAAUUAUGAUAAAGUCAAAAGAUUGUGAUUUUGAAUUAGCAUAUAAAUUACAUCAACAAGAAAAUCGUUUUGGAUUGACAGAAAAUGCAAUUUUACCUGCAAAUAAAAAUGGAGGGAAUUAUAAGCCCAGAACAUUAAUUGAUCAGACUUUAGAACUAAUUGAUCCAACUCCUAAUAUACAUACAUUAUUUGUACAAUUUAAUGAACGUUUCUUUUGGAAUGUUUUACUUCCUGUUGAAGUUAAAUGGAGCAGUAGAAUGACAAGCUGUGCUGGUGUAUGCAGUUUCCAUCCUAGAAAUCGACAAUGUAUAAUUGCACUUAGUGCACCAUUAUUAAAACUUAGACCAAGGAAAGAUCUUAUUGAAACUUUAUUGCAUGAAAUGAUUCAUGGAUAUUUAUUUCUCACAAAUAAUAACCGUGAUAGAGAUGGACAUGGUCCAGAAUUUUGUAAACACAUGAACAGAAUAAAUAAAGAAGCAGGAACAAAAAUAACUAUAUACCAUAGCUUUCAUGAUGAAGUUAGAUUAUAUCAACAACAUUGGUGGAGAUGCAAUGGUCCCUGUCAAAAAAGAGCUCCUUAUUUUGGUACUGUACGUAGAGCCAUGAAUCGUGCACCAGGCCCAUCUGAUUUUUGGUGGAAAGAACAUCAGCAAACUUGUGGUGGUCAGUUUAUUAAAAUUAAGGAACCAGAGAAUUUUAAAGCAAAAGGUUCAAAGAAAGUAAAAUCUACUCCCAAAAAUGCUAGUUCAGCAAGCAAUAUAUUUACUUGGCUCACAAAAACUCCUCCACCUAACACUGAACUCAAAUCACUACCAGAUAAUCAAAAGUCAUUAGAUGAAUUCAAAAAACUUGGAAAUAACACAAAUAAUGUUCAUGGGUGGGGUACAGGGGGGCCAAACACUGUAAAUAAUUUACAGAAAUCUAAUAGUUCUAAUACUACUUCAGUUUGUAAUAUACCUAAAUUCUCUUCUUCUGGAGUUCUUGGUGGUUCUAAUACGGGAAAAAGUAAUCUAUUGAACAAGUUUUUUGAUACUCAUAGAUCUAAGACAGGUGUUGUAUUUUCAAAAAAAGCAAUAGAUUUGCCAAUUGUCAAUCUAACAACAAAAAAAUCAAAUAAUAAUAAUAAUCAGUCAUCAAAAGAACCAGAAGUAAAAUUCGUGGAAUGUCCAAUAUGCGGUACUUUUAUAUUGAACAAUGACAUAAAUAAGCAUGUAGACCAGCAUUUAAUAGCAAAAGAUGAAGAAACAAAAAAGAAAGAAGUUAGUUCACAAGGGAAAACGGAUAAUUUUUCACUUGUACAAAAAAGAAAAAAUGAUACCCCUAUAUUUUCAAAUAAACAGCCAAAAUUAAAUACAGUAGAAAAUUCAAGAAAAACUAAUUGUCCUGUGUGUAGUAAACCUUUUGAACUUGCAAGUAUAAAUGAACAUCUCGAUAAGUGCCUUUUAGAAACAGAUGAGCAAGCUAAUAAUUCAGUUACUAAUUUAGAUGAUACAAACGAUAAAAAUGAAAGCAUAAUUUCUAUAAGUAGUACAUCCAGUACUGGUUCAUCUCCAAAGGAUUCUCAUUUUACCCCAAAACUUAUGAAAAAUAAUGCGACUGAAACUACCUCACACAAUUGUUUAGUUUGUAAUGCCUAUAUUCCAUCUGGGAUGUCGUUAAUCGAUCACCUAGAAGACUGUAUUGGGAAUGUUUUUAAUGAUGAUUUAUCAUUAUCCACUGACUGUGAUAACGAAGAAAUAUCAGAAAUAUCCUCAGAAAUAUUGAUUGAUCAGGAUGAUAAGUAUCCCUGCCCUGUUUGUAUGCAAUUAAUAUCAAAAUCGCUUAUGAAUCAACAUUUAGAUGUAUGCCUUAAAAGUACAUAAUUAUAAUUUUAAAAAAUU